Messenger RNA from Hyaloscypha bicolor E, 1871 nucleotides. RefSeq names its product mitochondrial outer membrane protein-like protein. The transcript has 4 exons. The coding region runs from base 1 to 1521 and encodes 506 amino acids. Gene Ontology annotation, biological process: protein insertion into mitochondrial outer membrane. The record is from RefSeq and is a predicted model, not a curated record. Gene Ontology annotation, cellular component: outer membrane; SAM complex. NCBI's taxonomy places the organism in Eukaryota, Fungi, Ascomycota, Leotiomycetes, Helotiales, Hyaloscyphaceae.
AUGGCCGAUCCCGUGGAUUCCGGAGACGAGCUCUUCGAGAGUCUCCGUAAAGUCGAUCCGAAGAAGGUGGAAGAGAAAGCGAAAGAGCUUGCUGAACGAGAGGCUGCUCACGAUGCAAAAGCGCAGCAGAGACUGGCGGAGCUGAUUGGCAUCAAUUCAACACUCCCAGUCACCAUCUCCUCCAUCCGAUUUAUUGGUGGCGCCCACACUCGGCGUUCAUUCCUCGACCGACUCAUCAAUCCCCUCCUCAGUGCGAAUAGAGAUAGACCAUACACAUUAACAGAGGCAUUGAACGAAGUUGGCAGCGUAGCAAGCAAGCUCCAAAGAUUUGAUAUCUACCACCCCGGAAUCCACACCUUCAUCGACCGUCCCUCUCCUACCGACCCUAACUCCACAGUUACCGACAUCGACAUCUUUCUCCAAGCUCGAGAGCGCGGCCGGAUAUCCUUGAAAACCGGCACAGAUCUAGGCAAUGUGGAGGGCUCAGCAUACGGAAACCUUACAUGGCGGAACAUCUUCGGAGGCGCGGAAUCGCUCACUCUAAAUGCAUCGGCUGGAACUCGUACAAGAUCAGCAUACCAGGCAACAUUCGACGCCCCAGUCCUUAGUGAUCCAGAUACAAGAGCAACGAUCGAUGUGCUGGCCAGCAGCACGCUGAAACCUUGGGCAAGUCACGAAGAAGUGCUGAAAGGAGCAGGCGCAAAAUUUAGCUGGGCGACGAAAUCGGGAACGAGGCAUCAAGUAGGAUAUACCGGCGUUUGGAGACAGAUCACUGGAUUAGAAGGAAAUGCAUCACCGACUGUUCGGCAUGAUGCGGGAGACACAGUGAAGAGCAGCAUUACACAUACCUGGCUUGCAGAUCGAAGAAACCACCCACUUCUGCCCAACCGUGGCUAUUUUCUAAAAACGGUCUCAGAGAUUGCUGGUUGGGGCCCGUUACAGGGAGAUGUUGCAUUCUGGAAGAGUGAAGUGGAAACUUCUGGCGCGGUACCGAUUCCCAUCCCUGGAAUCAAAGGCGAUAGUGGGGUGAGCUUCACGGCGGGUCUAAGAGCCGGAAUGUUAUAUCCUCUUGCUGUGGGUUUUGGAUCAGAAACGAAGCAUAGUCGGAUCAACGACCGAUUCCAGCUUGGUGGACCCACAGAUGUUCGUGGUUUCAAGAUUUCCGGUCUAGGGCCUCGGGACGGACCCGAUGCUGUGGGAGGCGAUGUCUACGCUGCGGGAUCUGCAAACCUUUUAAUUCCGUUCCCGAGAAUUGGAAAAGAUACCCCUCUCCGCUUCCAGCUUUUCGCAAAUGCAGGAAGGUUGUUGGCUUUCAAGGAUAAGAAGACCACGAGCGACAGCGUUUAUAGCACGGUUGCACAGCUAGGUGAGGGAAUACCCAGUAUGGCGGCUGGAGUGGGUAUUGUGUACGCACAUCCGGUGGCUAGAUUUGAGUUGAACUUUAGCUUGCCGCUUGUGAUGAGGAGGGGAGAGGAGGGUAGGAAGGGGCUGCAGUUUGGGGUGGGGAUUAAUUUCCUGUAGAUGAAAAUGGAGGGCAAAAGGUGUGAAGUGUAUAUAUGUACAUUGUACGAUUCACGCAUGAUGAGAAGAGUAGAGAUAUCAAUUAACAACACAACUUUAGAAGUUCUAGGUAGCCUAGGAAGUAUGUGUCAGGGAUAUAUGGUGACGCGGCCUUGAAAAGUUCAAGCUGUUCCGAAAUUGGAGUGAAAGAAAAGCCUACUCUCCCGAAAGUCUGAGGAAGUGAAAUGCCAAGCACCUGGAAGAUUGGAAUUGGCAAGUCUUCUGUUGAUCGCUGGAUUGAAGAUUUUCGGUGGAUAAGGAAGCAAUGCCUCGGUAUCGGUCUUGUUGAUACCGACACGGUGGUACUGGUG